AUGAGGCAGGCGUCUGUGCAGCAGCUGAUUUUGGAGCCUCUGUGGAGCGACGUGUCACGAGCAGCAGCCAGUGUCAUCUGUCAGACAGAGAGAGAUGGAUGGAGGGUCGGAGUCAGAGAUGAAGCCUGCACCAUCUGGACCAUUAAGAUAGUAAGGGAUGAAUGGAAAGGGAGCCAUCUGUGGAGCAGAACAGACAGCAGAGAUUAUCUUCGGGAGGAAAAAGCGAAGAAGACUCGAGGAAAUAAGGAAGGAGACAAACAAAGGGCAGGCGAGUUGUCUGUGGAGGGGAAAAAAGGGGAGAGGAAGGAGAGAAAAAAAACUCAUCGGUGCCCACAAAGCAUUUUUGAGUUUAAACCCUUCAAAGAGUGGCAGAACGAGGCCAAGCAGACAGAUGGCAUAAUUCGGCUCCAAAAUAGGAAACCCAUUAACAGCGAGCUGGCAGAUUUGUCAGUGGUGUCCGACUCAGACCGCCUCAGUGACCUACGACCAACGGAGCGCUUUCCCCGAGGAGAGCGCUGCAAGCUGCUCUGCGGGGAGAGACUCGGGCUCGACGAGAACAAGGAAACAAAAAGAAGGGAGCUGACAGAAUCAGGCCCCUCAAGUUUUACGGGAGCGGUUUUAAUGAUUUAUGCUAAUCUUAAACGUUUCCAUCAUGCUACAGACAACCGCUCCAGCCUCUGCAAAGUCAAAGUAAUUAGCCUGCUCUCCAGCCUAGCCUUCGCCCCACUGUCAGCCACCAUGCUUAGCGCUCACCGCUCCACCACCUGUCUGUCCACUUUCCACCUCAGUUAUAAGCCAAUCUGCUCCGCCUCUCGCUCGCCCUCCGCCCGCUGCUCUCCACCUGCUCACCUCAACACCCACAGCACACAAAUUAUAAGGGAAGUCGAUGUCCUGGGAACAAGCAGUUCCAGCGCUCCGGGGUCAGCUAGAUUCUGUCUGCUGGGCCCUGCCCACGGGACAGCCGAGCUCAUCCAGCUCAGAGAAGAGAGUGACCCCCCCUGCCCUUCCCUGGAGCACUGGAUGAGCUCAGGGCGUUCUCCGUGGGGAGAAGCUGAUCUGAAGAAAAGCCGAACACCCUGCAGGGAUCAGCGGAGAGAAAAGCUUUUGAACAAAGCUAACAGCAGCCUCACUGUGACCUGA
Messenger RNA from Menidia menidia (Atlantic silverside), 1140 nucleotides. The record is from the annotation of a GenBank genome assembly. Lineage: Eukaryota; Metazoa; Chordata; Actinopteri; Atheriniformes; Atherinopsidae.